AGUCUAAAAAUUGGAUUCUACCUGUGAACUAGCAGCCUAGGAGGCUCCCCAGCACUGACACUAUCAUUACUCGUAAUGGGUGGGAACUCAACGGUCGACUUCUCUUGCCCUAAUUGACACAGUACAGGAGUCCCCCAAUUUCAAAUUUCUCCUUUUCUCUCUCCCUCCCUCUCACACACACUGCUCCCCAGACUUCAAGAAGGGAGGGCUAAAAUCCUAGCAAUCGAAACAUUUUGAUUCUGCAGUAAAAAUGGUGGCAAAGAUAUCAGCAUAUGAAGAAAGUCGCCGAAAGAGAAUGGAAGAGAACAAGAAAAGAAUGGAAGCCCUCAAUCUCCACAAGCUUUCUCGAGCUCUUAAAAUUUCCACCCCUACCAAAUCCUCUCCGAUGAAACGCUCAAAACCUCGAGUAGUCGAGAAACAAGUGGUUGUGGUUAGGAGGUCCAGUCGUGUCGCGAACAAGCCUGCUCCUUUCUUUAAAGAAGUUGUUCUUGAUCGAGUGGUGAUACCAAGAAGGAUUUCCAAGGCAAGAGAUUUGUCAAACCGGGUGUAUGCUACUGAUGAAGCCAGGGCAAAGGCUAUGGAGAAAGCAGAAAAGCUACAAUCUGAUUUAGGAUCUGACUAUCCGAUCUUUAUAAAAUCAAUGCUUCAAUCCCAUGUUACUGGUGGAUUUUGGCUGGGUCUUCCAGUCGACUUCUGCAGAAGGAACCUUCCAAGGCGAGACGAUGUCAUCACUUUGAUAGAUGAAGAGGCAGAUGAGUAUCAAGUUAUAUAUUUAGCACGAAAGAAUGGACUAAGUGGUGGAUGGAAAGGGUUUGCCGUUGCUCAUGGACUGCUAGAUGGAGAUGCUGUGGUUUUUCAGUUAAUCAAGCCUACAGCAUGCAAGGUAUAUAUCAUAAGGGUGAAUGGCUCGGAACAGGGCAAUAGUCUUUGAGUUUUCUUAAUGUGGUAUCGGAUGCAGCCAAAAUUAAUUUAGAUGAGCACAAGGAGAAUUUGGUUCAUUUGCGAACCCCUCCAACUAUCAAUCCGGAUGGAGUUCAUGGUCAAAUCCUUUUCGACGUCUGCAUUCCCAAGAAUGUUGAAGGUUGGGAUUUAAGGUCACCAGCUUCCUUGAGCAGACACCCAUUUUAAUCCCACCCGAAGGGAUGCUCCAUUUAAUCCAAUGAAAUGCAUACGCCGUUCAAGACUGUAACAGCUCUCCAAUGAAAUGCAUACGCAGUUCAUGACCGUAACAGUUCUCACUGACAACCUAGAGGCGAGAUUGCUCGUGUGAAUGUGCAAGAUUCAAAUUAGGUGUUAAGCCUUGGCUUUGAGGUUUCCAAAGAGGCAAUGCUUUCUUCAUCCUAAAAGAACAAAACGUGGGAGCCUUCUGAGUAAUGAGUAAUGAGUGCCUUCUGAUGAACUAGGGUUUGCUGCCUUAAGCUGUUUCCUUGUCUCAUAAUAGAUUAGUUGUUGAUAUCACACUCGCAGGUUCAUUGCUAAAUCACUUCUUCUAAGCAUAAUUAUAAUUGAGAAGGUAAAGGAUUUGUUGCAGUUAAA
Messenger RNA from Populus trichocarpa (black cottonwood), 1536 nucleotides. RefSeq names its product B3 domain-containing protein At5g42700. NCBI's taxonomy places the organism in Eukaryota, Viridiplantae, Streptophyta, Magnoliopsida, Malpighiales, Salicaceae. The transcript is spliced from 7 exons. The record is from RefSeq and is a predicted model, not a curated record. Gene Ontology annotation, molecular function: DNA binding. The coding region runs from base 251 to 931 and encodes 226 amino acids.